Messenger RNA from Aspergillus neoniger CBS 115656, 461 nucleotides. RefSeq lists its product as uncharacterized. Lineage: Eukaryota; Fungi; Ascomycota; Eurotiomycetes; Eurotiales; Aspergillaceae. Bases 119 to 424 code for a protein of 101 amino acids. The transcript has a single exon. The record is from RefSeq and is a predicted model, not a curated record.
GCUCAUAUAGGGGUUGCCGCGUCACCCUUUCGACUGAUAUCAUCAACAGCACUCCAAACAGGGCAUUGCGAUUAAUGGAAAAGAAUAUUCUAUUCGAAUACAUUAUUGGAGUACCUGCAUGGAAAUACCACCAAAAACAACUACCAAUCCUGGCACACUCGGGAUAGCCCCUGAUGCCGUACUGGUGAGCAAUACUAACACCGCCAUCUUUGUCGCGCUAGCAACUGUGAGAUGUCUGAGGCCCUCUAGCAGGAAUACUCCUCGUGGGAUAGCUGCUCGUAUAAGGGAUCGAGCUACUCAACAAGGGCCUUUUUCCGGUCGGCUAUCCUUGUGUCUGCUGAUGCCAAGGUGGGGCCCAAGCAGUAACACUGUCUAUGAAGCCGUCAGUGAAGAUAACAUCCGCCGUAGCGGUAGAGAACUAUGACUUGUAGAGAUUAUCGUAGCAUCAUUUUCAAUUCGAG